GAAAGAGUAUUUUAAGUGCUCCGUUUUUAGCAAUUUAGUACUACAGAGCACUAGAUAAUUUCUUUUUUUCUUUUUCUUUGGAUUGAGAAAUGGGUCCAGAAUAUAGAUAUUCAAAGGAAAUUGCUAUUCAUAAUCAACGAAGACAAACCUAAAACGAAUGCAUCAAUAGAAUUUGUCUACUUAUACUUUUCUGGAUCAGAUCGAUUUUUUCCUAGCAGAAACUGAAAUGCAGAUGAUUCGGGCAAAGUGAGAUCUACGGCUCCAUCUUGUGGAAUCACAUGCCGUGCUUUCUUGGGCAGCGCAGAUAUGCUACCGUAGCCCAUAUGUUAUGUUUCUGUGAUCGGAUAGAAGCCAUCAAGAAAAGUAGACACAGUACUUGCGGGUAACUUUUGUGCCAUACAUUCAGUGACGAGUUUGCUUUCAACAAGAAAUUCUGAUGUGGUGGCGCCCUUUACGGAAUUCUAAGUGGGAGAGGGAGAUGUUGUCAAAUCUACAGCACCCGAUAUCCCAUCACCACCGGACUCCCACACAUCUGCUGCAGCUGCCAGUUAGACUGUUUACAUCCUAUGGGCAAACCCUUCUGCACGUGCCGACGGCAACAAUAACGUCGAUUUCACGCUGACGUUUGCUAUAUCGUAAGACAAUCUUCGGAUACCUUUCAUGUAUUACCGAAUUCACGUUUUGAGCUACACAGUGUGUGGAAUGUUGUUGUAUAUGAGCUAAUAAGGCAUGCUAGGGAGCUAGGGCCUUUCAUUGUUUUCCAUCUUGAGUAAGUCAAGCAUAAUUACGAGGACUAAAAUACACCUUAAGGAAGAGGGAAAUCAAAGAAGGGCUGUAGUAUGGGUAAUACCUGUUUUAUCAUCUCAGCUGCUAUGAUACUUUUCAUAUCCCUUGAAUUUUACGUCUUUCUUGUCUCUGGUAUUGAAUUGCGUGCACCAACACUCAGUUGCCUAGACAUUACAGGUCAGGGAGCACUGAUCGCUAAUGCGUCGAAUGCCUUUUCUGGCUCGGUCUAUUCGGCAGCAAAAAUUGUUCACGGGAUCUCUCUUUCCUGAAGAAAUCAAUGACAAACUCUAUAGUUUUGCGCAGCAGCACGGCCUCAAGAGCCAUGUUUGGGUUCCACGAAAGGCAUUUGAAAUUAUCCUUAAGCCUUUCGGUAUUUCUAUCUUGCCCUCUCCCGCCUUCUGUGAUGUAUCCGCCACGUUCUGGACUUCCUAUCUCGAUGUAUCGCAGACUUUGGGAGACGACCGCGUCUUAAUAAACGCAGAUCAUACAUCUAACCCUGUUUUCUUGGAGCAUUUUGACGAAUAUAUUGUUCCUCCCCCGAUGUCGAGAGAGGGUAGAGCUUCGGACCUGCCACAUGGAGGUGUUGUUUCACAUUGCUGGACUGGAAAGAGAUUUUUAAGGGGUUCUUAUCCGAUUGAAGAAAUUCCUGCAAAUCAUGGCUCUAAGAGUCAUAACGAGCUAAACUCAUCUGAACCGUCACAUGAUAUUGCGUUACGCCCUGCGUGCCCGCUCACGAUCACAGGUGCUCCCAUUUUAAAUGGGUCCAUCGUGCGCCGGCUCCUUCAGAUUCAGUCAGAAAGGGGUUACCGGAUGAAUUACUGGGUCAAGUCUGUCAAGAACUUCAAGACGAAACAUUACAAGAACGUGGAGGAACUCCCUAAUUCGGGCCAGUUCAACCCUACAUGGUGCGUUCUUUAUAAGCCUCACACGCGCACCAACCAAUCCUUUCCCAGUGGCAUUCGGCGCCUCAUGAUUCAGCGAACGGUGGAGUAUGGUUACGUUUCUCGGCUGUGGAUAACCAUGAGGGAGGCUGAGGAGCUGUACCAGGUCGGCCUCCUGCCUGAGCGCGCCCACGACAGCCCCCCUAUCCUCUGCAACGCCUUCUCUGGGGGCCUUGAUUUGAUCCAGUUCUAUUGCGCGGAUCAGUUUGAGGGUGGAAAUGCUUUUUUCUGCAACUAUAUGGAGACUAACCUGGCCGUGAGUGGCAUAAAGAUGCCACUGAACAAGUUAAGAGGAUUUCCAUUACUAAGCCAAUUAAUGAGGGAAGGUGUGCAGACAGACGGUUCUAGCGUAGAUGCCUCGAAGUCGCCAUCAUCCCCAAGUGUUUUGCGCGGAGAACUAUCUGGUGCGGACACCGCAAUGUUAGAUUCGGAAAGACACAUACGAUACAAAAAAGCGGUAGAGAUGUACUAUAAUAUCCGUCUCUUCAAGUUUUUAUCCAUGAAGGAUGAAAAGAAACACCUGUCUACGGACGAUUUGCGUGGGAAACUGCGGAAGCAGUGCAUCUUGUGCGGCUUUCCAACCCCACACUUCAUUCACUCGAAGGUCUUGGUUGACUAUGACCUCUCUCUAGGCGCUCAGGAGGUGGGAUUCAGACACGGUUAUACUCCGAUAGGGCUGUGGGACAAGUACACGUGGCUAAGGCACUUAACUUGGUUCAAUUUUGCUCAGCUAGCUGAGCCUUUGGUCGGGCUUACGCUCUUUUAUAAACACCCGACGAACUUUUUUACUGGCCAAUAUUUGCCUGGCACAACAGCGACGCAAUGCGCCAGGCUGCAGGUGAUUCAUGGGUAUCAAAGCCAUGAAUGGGUAACGCAUAGGACCUUGCGUGAGUUAGGAUGGAGCGUCCAACAAGGAGCACCUGGUAUUUCAUCUAUGAACAGUUCAUUACUCUGCAGAAUAGGUUUAUUCGAUCGCAAAGUUGUAGCUAGCAUUUUUUUUAAUCUAGAUGAGAUUCUUAUAUGCCAGAAAACUAAGGAAUGGGUACGAAAUUAUCGGCCAAUCGAUACUAAAGGUCGCUUGUUUGUCGACCCACUCCAGACACUUCUAAAGCUGCGCGCAUACGAACGGGGCUACCGUUCUACUGUGUGGGUUGUAAUAAGCCCAUUUCACGGAUACCGUCUCAAGAAGACAAUAACCCCUGUGCACAAGGAGGUUAAGCAGGCCUUGACAAGUAGUGUUUUUCUUAAGUGCCCAAUGGUACGGCAUGGCAGAAGCUUCCUGGCUAACGAAGAGGACGCUGAAAGUUGUUCGCCCGAGGAGUCUAUUGCCAUUUCUGAUAGGGAAACGGGCCAAUAUGAUAAUGAGGACGAUUUCCUCAUCCUUUCUAAUGAUGAUUAUGGGUCUGGAAUUCUCUCUCAAUACAGUGAAUCGCUACCAAUGAGUCAUCCGAUUUCAGAGGAUGAAAGUAUAUUGGGAGAAGUUGACGGCAACUAA
Molecule: messenger RNA, 3222 nt
Organism: Phytomonas sp. EM1
Lineage: Eukaryota; Euglenozoa; Kinetoplastea; Trypanosomatida; Trypanosomatidae
Source: the annotation of a GenBank genome assembly